AAAGAGAAUCGGAGAGGGGAGGAAGACAGAAGGGGAAUCUGAGGGAGAGGAGGAAACAGCGUCGGUGGGGACAGAGAGAGAAGGAGGAAGAGCUUGAGGGUGAGGGAGAGAGAGGGGGAGAGAACUAGACGAAAACCUGGGGAGGAGAGACUCUGUAAAUCUGAGCGAAAAAGAUCUGGAACAGAAACAGUAAGACUGGAAGGGAAAUGCUGGGGGGCGGGUAAAAAAUGAGUGAGAGGAGACUGGGAGAGACAGAUUAGAGACUGAGAGACAAGGUGAGGCCAGAGACAGAGACGCUCUGAAAGAAAGGGAAGAGUGACCAGAAGAGAGGAGAGACGAAAAGAAAAGCAAAACGCGUGUGAGUGAGCAGGUGAGAAGGGAGACAGGUCUGAGAGGUCGUCCCCCAUCCCGCCAGAAAAGGAGGGACACUGCAGCUGGGGGCCCCAGCACUCACACGGCCCUCUUGCCCCCGCCCUUGGGACCUCAGAGCUGCCCUUGAUGGAGGAGGGCAGACCUCGGAGCAGCCUCAGCCUGGCCAGCAGCGCCUCCACCAUCUCCUCGCUGGGCAGCCUGAGCACCAAGAAGCCUACCAGGGCAGUAAGCAAGGUGCACGCCUUCGGGAAGAGAGGCAAUGCUCUCCGAAGGGAUCCCAACCUCCCGGUGCACAUCCGAGGCUGGCUUCAUAAGCAGGACAGCUGCGGGCUCCGGCUCUGGAAACGCCGCUGGUUCGUCCUCUCUGGCCAUUGCCUCUUCUAUUACAAGGACAGCCGCGAGGAGAGCGUCCUGGGCAGCGUCCUGCUCCCUAGCUACACUAUCAGGCCAGAUGGGCCAGGAGCCCCCCGAGGGCGGCGCUUCACCUUCACCGCCGAGCACCCAGGCAUGAGGACCUACGUUCUGGCCGCUGACACUCUGGAGGAUCUGCGCGGCUGGCUGAGGGCGCUGGGCCGGGCCUCGCGUGCAGAGGGGGACGAUUGUGGGCGACCCAGGUCACCCGCACGUCCCCAGCCCGGAGAGGGCCCUGGCGGCCCCGGUGGUCCCCCGGAAGUGAGCAGAGAGGAAGAGAGACACGGCUUAGAGUCACCAGAGGUGGCUCGGCUCUCCAGAGGUCGUGGACGGUCCGGGCUGCUCACCCCUAGCCCCACAGCCGACCUCCAAUCUGGACCUCGGAUCCGGAGGACCAGGAGCCCGGACCUAUUCACAGCCCUCUCUCGCCCUCCCUCCCCUCUGAGUCUCCCCCGGCCCCGGUCUGCUCCUGCACGCAGACCCCCUCCAUCCUCCAGUGACAUAGCACCUCUUGCCAGACCCCAUACCCCUCUGAGUCGCAUUGAUGUCCGGCCUCCCCUGGAUUGGGGCCCUCAGCGCCAGACACUCUCCAGGCCCCCCACUCCCCGGCGAGGACCCUCCUCUGAGCCUGGGGGAGGAAGGCCCCCCAGGAGUCCCCAGCACUGGAGUCAGGAGGCCAGAACACAGGCUCCCUCUGGCUCCUCCACAUAUCUCCAACUACCCCCGAGAGCUCCCGGGACACGGGCUUCCAUGGUUUUAUUGCCAGGUCCCCCCCUGGACUCAAGUUUUCCCCAAAGCUUAGAGACAGAUACUCUGUUGACCAAGUUGUGUGGGCAGGACCGGCUCCUGAGGAGGCUGCAGGAGGAGGUAGACCAGAGGCAGGAGGAGAAGGAGCAGCUAGAAGCUGCCUUGGAGCUGACCAGGCAGCAGCUGGGCCAAACCAGAGAGGCUGCGGCUCCAGGGAGGGCAUGGGGGCACCAGCGCCUCCUGCAGGACCGACUGGUCAGUGUGAGGGCUACUCUUUGUCACCUGACUCAGGAGCGAGAGCGGGUUUGGGACGCAUACAGCAGUCUGGAACAGGAGCUGGGCACCUUGAGGGAGACCCUGGAGUACCUGCUACACCUUGGUUCCCCCCAGGACAGAGCAUCUGCUCAGCAGCAGCUAUGGAUGGUGGAAGACACGCUGGCAGGUCUGGGAGGCCCACAAAAGCCACCCCCCAACACUGAACCUGACUCCCCAUCCCCCGCACUCCAAGGCGAGGCGUCAUCAGAGAGGGAGAGCCUGCCUGAGUCCUUGGAACUGAGCUCAUCCCGGUCCCCUGAGGCUGACUGGGGACGGCCCCCGGGGGGCGACAGAGACCUCUCCAGCCCUCGCUCAGGUCUUGGAUCUCCAAGGGUCUCCCGGGCCUCCAGCCCCGAGAGUCGCCGGCCGGCUUCCCCACAACCAGGAACCAAGGCCCCCCUCGCCCGGCCUCGGAUGAGUGCUCAGGAGCAGAUGGAGAGAAUACGCAGAAACCAGGAGUUUGGACGGCCUCUCCCUCGCCCGGCCUCGCCCCGGCUUCUCACUCUGGGGGGGACGCUGUCCCCAGCCAGACGCCAGCCUGACACAGAACCGAGGGUGAAGGGAACAGAGGGUGCAAGGAAUGCAUGUAAAGUUAAACAUUGUCUCUGGGGCGAUUUCAUUCCCUCUCUGAGCCCCCUUCAUUUCACCCUCAAAAUGAGAACGUGGGCACUUCCAGUCCGAGGAAUACCACCCCUUAUUUGCCGACAGCCGAAGGGCACCGGGAGAGAGUCCUCAGCCUCUCUCAAGCUCUGGCCACGGAGGCAUCGCAGUGGCACAGAAUGAUGACGGGUGGAAACUCGGACUCCCGAGGAGACCCUCUUCCCCCUGCGCCACCGCCUCCGUCAGACCCCACCCCCCAGGUGACCUCGCCCCCAAGAUCUCCAGUGGCUAAUUCCCGCUCCGCCGGGUUCUCCCGCCGAGGUAGUGGGCGCGGCGCAGGCCCCGCCUCCUGGGAGCCCACGUGGGAAUCCGGGACCGCCCCCCCCGCCAUGACCCAAGAGGAGGGGGCGUGGCCUCUGCGAGUCACGCUGCUGCAGUCCAGCUUCUGACCCGCCCGAGCGCCGCAGCCCGUCGGAGCGUGGGGGCGGGGCCCGGAGGAACCGCCCCGCGAUCUGGAGCCACUCAGGGCGCCUGGGGGCGUGGUCUGGUCCUCGUUGGCUUGGGGAGGGAGACGUUUCUAUGGCCAAAGUUUGGUUUUCCCAGCACUUGUCCAAAUUCGGAUUAAAACUUUGAACUUUUA
Messenger RNA from Mirounga angustirostris (Northern elephant seal), 3085 nucleotides. RefSeq names its product pleckstrin homology domain containing A4 (gene PLEKHA4). Gene Ontology annotation, molecular function: phosphatidylinositol-3,4-bisphosphate binding; phosphatidylinositol-4,5-bisphosphate binding; phosphatidylinositol-3,5-bisphosphate binding. The record is from RefSeq and is a predicted model, not a curated record. NCBI's taxonomy places the organism in Eukaryota, Metazoa, Chordata, Mammalia, Carnivora, Phocidae. The transcript is spliced from 20 exons. Gene Ontology annotation, cellular component: extrinsic component of cytoplasmic side of plasma membrane. The coding region runs from base 499 to 2628 and encodes 709 amino acids. Gene Ontology annotation, biological process: positive regulation of canonical Wnt signaling pathway; positive regulation of Wnt signaling pathway, planar cell polarity pathway.